Molecule: messenger RNA, 1011 nt
Organism: Triticum aestivum (bread wheat)
Lineage: Eukaryota; Viridiplantae; Streptophyta; Magnoliopsida; Poales; Poaceae
Exons: 9
Coding region: 271-1011 (246 amino acids)
Molecular function (GO): protein serine/threonine kinase activator activity
Source: RefSeq, a predicted model, not a curated record
UGUACCACUGCAGUAAAUCCAGGUGGAAAUGGCCCUGAAACAAGUGAUGAAUUCGCUUGUGACCUUGGCAAUGCUGAUAGUCCAAGGAUGGUUGAUGGACACAUAAAGCAAGGAACAGAAAAUGAUUCAUUGUCCUCUACAUCGAAGCAAGGUUCUGAGGGUGGAAACCGCAGGAGUGAAGUUAGACAAAGACAAAGGACAUUCUCUGGUCCAGUUAUGUAAUCUGGUACCCGCAGUAGUUCACUCAUUGAAAGAGGUUAUAUUAUUGAUAUGGAUGCAGGAGCUCGGUCACCUAAUAAACAAAAGAGUGACACGGGAAGAAUCGAUGAUCUUAGUGGUCCGCUUUCACUUUCAACUCGUGCUUCUGCAAAUAGUCUGUCUGCCCCUAUUCGGUCUUCUGGAGGAUAUGUGGGCUCCUUGGGAGUCAAGCCUAGGGUGGAAAUAAAAGGCCGAUUUUCCGUAACAUCCGAAAAUGUGGAUCUGGCGAAGGUUCAGGAAAUUCCAGUGUUCAAAAUUUCACCUAAACCACAGGAGUCUAAUAGUCAUCAUCGGAAGGAAUUCCGUGACAGCUCAGUAUCUGCAUCAAUUCUGAUUCCCCAUCUUGAAAACCUUGUACAGCAGACCACAUUUCAGCAAGAUAUCAUCACGAACCUAAUGAGUAACUUGCAACAGAAUGAGAAACCCAAUGGGCCGCAGACUAGAGAUCAGACUAUGGUGGGUGAUACAGCGGUUGAAACGGGCAGUGCUGAGAGAGAACGGAAACUACUUGCUAAAAGAAAGAGGGAAAAGAACUCCUCGUCAAAAAAGUUGUGCCGCCGCAAGGACACGCAGUUCCUCUCAAUCCGGACGGGCAUCGGCAAGCCGAGCCGUUUGGACGAAGAACACACCCUCACCGGGGCAAAGGGCACCACCAACGAGCCGUUUAACGGCGGCGCGUUCACCCUAGAGGUGCUCGCGCACGCCCGCAAAGGGGUCAGCGGGGGCGCCGCAUCUGGAAACCGCCGUCGCUAG